Molecule: messenger RNA, 1865 nt
Organism: Orbicella faveolata
Lineage: Eukaryota; Metazoa; Cnidaria; Anthozoa; Scleractinia; Merulinidae
Product: melanocyte-stimulating hormone receptor-like
Source: RefSeq, a predicted model, not a curated record
CUUAACUGAUAAUGUUGGGCUAUUGAACUGAUUAAACAGCUCGUUAAUGAAAAACUCAUUUUGGGACUGAAUCAUCUGCAAUUGUUUCUCUCUGCGCACUUUCUAUACAAACUACGAAGGCAACAAGUUAAAUUGCUUUCAGCCAAACAUGAAUCGUUUUUCAUGCAGAAUAAUUUAAGCGUCGACUCCCGUUGAUUUUUUUAACAUUUACAACACCAGCCACGCUUUAAUUAGUAAAGCUAGAAUUGUUAAUGGCAUAGGUAGCGCUAAGGUUGGCUGAAACAUUAUCAUGUCUACAAAUAAUGCACGCUGUGUUUUAUUCUUAUUUUACUUGCAUAAUUGUUACUUUUUAAUUCCGAAGACAAGACGUUAAAGCAAUGUUUCCCACAAAGUAAACAAGGCAACGUUCAUUAUAUCUGUCAACAUUUGGUUGAGGGAAACUCCCUGCUUUUACUGUGGUGGCAUUAUUGACGAUCGAAACUGUAAGAAACCAUAUGCCACACACUUUUAAUUUUUAAAUAGGACUCUUUCUGUCACACUAAAUUGUAUAUUAUAUUUACAGUGAGACUAAUUUCAAUGGACAAAUUCUGAAUUUUUCAGCUGCAACAUUAAGGGAAAAAUUACUAUUUGUCAAGCUUUAUAACCAGAUUCUUCCCAAAAACUAGGCUGGAAUUUCCACAUAUAAAACAGUUUCAAGGAAGAUGGCAAAUGAAUCGGUGGCUCUUUCGGGGAGUAAUGGCAAUAAUUCUCGUCCUGAAACCAUCGUCAUCAUAAACUGUGUUCUGAAUGUUCCAUUGUUGAUCACAGCCCUCAUUGGCAACACUUUGAUGCUAGCCGCCAUCUUGAGAACUCCUUCGCUUCGUUCACCGUCCACCAUUUUGCUGUGCAGUUUGGCUGUCUCUGACCUUCUUGUUGGUUCUGUAGUUCAUCCGCUUUAUAUCUCUCAUGAAAUUACUAAAAACGCUUCCUUACACCCAGUACUAUUGACAACAGCCUUUGCCGCUUGUGGUGUUUCACUCUUAACAAUGACAACCAUAAGCGUGGAUAGGUUCUUGGCUCUUCAAUAUCACAUGCGAUAUCCGAAUUUAAUGACUACACAUCGCGUAAUGUAUGCAUCAGCCACUAUUUGGUUCAUUAGCUUCGUGUCUUCAUUGUCAUAUUUUUGGAGCAGGAAUGCUUACUAUUCUUCCAUAGUUGCUAACAUAGUUAUUUGCCUUUUAAUUUCUACUGCAUGUUACAUCCGAAUCUUUCGUACUGUUCGCCUGCAUCAGUUACAAAUUCACGUCCAACAACAAGCUGUGGAAAGGUUAAACAGUGCUGAGAGUAAUCAAAACAUGCAGCACUCCAAAAAGAGUGCUAUCAACACGUUUAUCUUCUACAUCGUGACAAUUAUGUGUUAUACACCAAUGUUUAUUCAAAUGUCAAUUUUAGCAAUUUAUCCUCAAUUCUGGACAAACGCUUGGAAUUUUACUGAUACUUUAGCAUUUAUGAACUCGUCCAUCAAUCCAGUUUUAUUUUGCUGGCGUCUUCGCGAGCUUCGAGCAGCAGUUAUCAAGACAGCAAGGCAUAUGUUUUGUAAACAAACCGAGGAAAAUUAGGUUUCGCAGGGUGGGAGAACAAAUAAGUGGAAUAAAUAAAGCAUAAACAUCAAUCUUAUAACUAGCUAUUGUAAAGGAAACAAUCUCUUAAAUUAGGCACAUUAAUAAUGUAUCAAGGCACCUUAGCACUGUUCUUCUUGGUCUAAAAGAAAGAAUUAAGAAUUCAUACAAUCUUUACAUCCAUAAUGCAUUCACCCAUCUCUGGCCUAAUGAUGUGUCGCUGUAUUAAAGUCAGAGCUUUGAGUGUACACUACACCGUACACAUCU